AUGCCGCAACGAAGUCAAAGAGCGAGAAAGAAAAAAAUAACUUGCAUAUUUAAUUUGAACAGUGAGAGAAUUAUAAUUGAUUAUAUGGAGCGAUGGGCUAGUCACGGAAGACAAAAUCGUAAUCCUUUUGUGGAAUUGAGUAAAAUCAUUCCUCACAGUCCAAAGCAAAUCUACCAGCAUUGGUGGAACAAGCUGGACCCGCGACUUUGUUUAGUCAGUAAUGAACCUUUUUCGAAUGAAGAAAAAGGAUACAUUUACAGUUGGGUUGAAGACUAUCUCUCCUCUAAUAAGAAAACCAUCCCGUGGAAAACUUUACAGUCGAAAAUGGAAGAAGAAUUUAGAAGAUUUCGAUCUAGAAACGAUAUUAAAAAUAUUUGGUACUCCAGGGAGAGAAGAUUGGCCAGACAAGCGGCAAACAUUCUUGAUCCUCUCCUUUUUGGAAUGGACCAACCAUUGCAAGAAUCAAACUAA
Rhizophagus irregularis DAOM 181602=DAOM 197198 is the source of this 471-nucleotide messenger RNA. RefSeq lists its product as uncharacterized. Lineage: Eukaryota; Fungi; Glomeromycota; Glomeromycetes; Glomerales; Glomeraceae. The record is from RefSeq and is a predicted model, not a curated record.